Peronospora matthiolae is the source of this 900-nucleotide messenger RNA. Lineage: Eukaryota; Oomycota; Peronosporomycetes; Peronosporales; Peronosporaceae. The record is from the annotation of a GenBank genome assembly.
AUGGACGCCUCCUCCCUCCGCAUCUCCAAGUUCGAUGGAACUAACUUCCACGCCUGGAAGUUCAAGAUGCAGAUGGUGCUGGAGGAACGGGACCUAUGGGAGGUCGUCAGCGGUGAGAUCAAGGCGGAACAGUGCGAGACUCAGUUGGACCAAGCGACGUACAAGAGGAAGUCAAGAAAGGCGAUGGCAGUGAUCUGUCUAGCCAUGGAAGAUUCCCAGCUACCGUUGGUCCGGUCGGCAAGUGGUGCAUGCGACGCAUGGUCAAGGUUGGAAGACCACUUCGAGAAGAAGAGUCUUGCCAACAAGCUGUUCUUGCGCCGUCGCUUCUUCACGACAAUGAUGGAAGAAGGCGACGAUGUACUCGAACACAUCAACAAGCUCAAGACGCUGGCGGAACAGCUAGAAGCGGUGGGGGCUCCAGUCUGCGAGGACGAUCUGGUGAUCACACUUCUCGGCAGCCUGAGUGACUCGUAUCAAUUCUUGAUCACAGCUUUGGAGUCGCGCUCAGACACUCUUAGCUGGGAGCUCGUGACGUCUCGACUGCUUCAUGAAGAAAUGAAGCGGAGGGAGCAAGGAAGUAAAGGUGAUGAAGCUUCGCAAGGUCAAGCGUUCAUCACAAGGGACAAUCAGCGCAAAGGGCGACCAGUGAAGAAGUCCUGGCCGUGCCACAAUUGCGGAAAGAUUGGUCACUGGAUGGCGGAGUGCCCCUCGCGCAUCCAAGAAAACACGGAGAGACACCGGCCACAGCGUGCUCAAGACAGCGGCGACCGCUAUCGAUCACAACGUGCAAACGUCGCUCAAGAAGAAGACUCGGGCGACUACCUCUUUCGAUCGGUGAAACGACAUCUGCGUAAUCGAGCGACAUCUGGCUGGUCGACUCCGGGGCGACGCAGCACAUGA